This is a messenger RNA of Telopea speciosissima, 3308 nucleotides long. Its product is annotated as auxin response factor 6-like. Lineage: Eukaryota; Viridiplantae; Streptophyta; Magnoliopsida; Proteales; Proteaceae. Gene Ontology annotation, cellular component: nucleus. Bases 234 to 3050 code for a protein of 938 amino acids. Gene Ontology annotation, biological process: regulation of DNA-templated transcription; response to hormone. The transcript has 14 exons. The record is from RefSeq and is a predicted model, not a curated record. Gene Ontology annotation, molecular function: protein binding; DNA binding.
GAGAUUGAGCAGCUCGGCUGAUUAAUCAGGGUUGCUAAAUUUGGAUGGGCUUUUAGGUUGGAGCAAGAGGUGAAGAGGCGGUAUGGUUGUUUUGGGCGAGAAGAGAGUGGUUGUUCGUCGGAGAGGGCGUCUUUUUGCGAAGGUUUUGCUCUUUUUCUGAGGUUUGCUGUGGUUUUGGAUCUUGUCUUGGUCCUUUAGUAACUUCUUCGAGAAAGUUCUACUGAAUCUGCAGAAUGAGGCUCUCCUCGUCCGGUUUCAAUCAUCAGGCACAGGAAGGGGAAAAGAGAUGCCUGAAUUCUGAGCUAUGGCAUGCAUGCGCGGGCCCUCUUGUUUCUUUACCCGCUGUUGGGAGCCGCGUGGUCUACUUCCCUCAGGGUCACAGCGAGCAGGUUGCUGCAUCUACCAACAAGGAGGUGGAUGCCCAUAUACCCAAUUACCCAAACUUACCGCCACAGUUGAUCUGUCAGCUUCACAAUGUAACCAUGCAUGCAGAUGUUGAUACGGAUGAGGUUUAUGCACAGAUGACCUUGCAGCCACUGAGUCCGCAAGAGCAAAAGGACACUUACCUGCCUGCAGAGUUGGGUACCCCCAGCAAACAGCCGACCAACUAUUUCUGUAAGACAUUGACUGCAAGUGACACUAGUACUCAUGGAGGAUUCUCAGUGCCUCGCCGAGCGGCAGAAAAGGUCUUUCCUCCAUUGGAUUUUUCUCUGCAGCCUCCAGCUCAAGAAUUGAUAGCAAGAGAUCUACAUGACAAUGAAUGGAAAUUCAGGCAUAUAUUUCGUGGACAGCCAAAGAGGCAUCUUCUUACAACUGGAUGGAGUGUGUUUGUAAGUGCAAAAAGACUUGUUGCUGGUGACUCCGUGCUUUUCAUCUGGAAUGAAAAGAACCAGCUGCUUUUGGGAAUCCGCCGUGCUAAUCGGCCACAAACUGUGAUGCCUUCUUCAGUGCUUUCUAGUGACAGCAUGCACAUAGGGCUUCUUGCUGCGGCGGCUCAUGCAGCUGCCACAAAUAGUCGCUUCACUAUAUUUUACAACCCAAGGGCUAGCCCAUCAGAAUUUGUCAUACCUCUGGUGAAGUACAUUAAAGCAGUGUAUCAUACUCGAGUUUCUGUUGGCAUGCGCUUCCGAAUGCUGUUUGAGACUGAAGAGUCAAGUGUCCGUCGGUAUAUGGGCACGAUUACUGGCAUAAGUGAUUUGGAUCAUGUUCGUUGGCCGAACUCACAUUGGCGUUCAGUCAAGGUUGGAUGGGAUGAAUCCACUGCAGGGGAGAGGCAGCCGAGGGUGUCCCUGUGGGAGAUUGAACCAUUAACAACAUUUCCAAUGUAUCCAUCUCCAUUCCCACUCAGACUUAAGCGGCCAUGGCCUCCAGGACUACCCUCCCUUCAUGGUAUCAAGGAUGAUGAUUUGGGCAUUAAUUUUCCACUUAUGUGGCUUCGAGGAGAUGGUGGAGACAGGGGGAAUCAAUCCCUAAAUUUUCAGGGGCUAGGGGUCUCACCUUGGAUGCAGCCAAGGCUAGAUGCUUCCAUGCUUGGUCUGCAACCUGAUAUGUACCAAGCAAUGGCUGCUGCAGCGCUUCAAGAAAUGAGAGCUGGGGACCCUUCUAAACAGACAUCUCCAUCCCUUGUGCAGUUCCAGCAACCCCAGAAUGUCUCAAACAGGUCUGCUCUGAUGAGGCAGAUGUUGCAACAGCCUCAAUCUCAGCAUGCCUUUAUUCAGAGUGUUCCAGACAAUCAGGCUCAAGUUCAGGCUCAUGCUCAGGCUCAGUUACAGGCACAGCUUAUUCAGCAACAGAUGCAGCAUCGUCAUGCGUUUAAUGAUCAACAGCAACAGCAGCAGCAGCCUGCACAGCAACAGCAACAGCAACAGCAACAGCAACAGCAACAUCAACAUCAACAUCAACAGCAACAGCAACAGCAACAGCAACAGCAACAGCAGCAGCAGCAGCAGCAGCGGCAGCAGCAAUUGUCUGAUGGACAACAUAUCCCUAAUGUUGUCUGUGCACUGUCUCAGCUUGCGUCGUCAUCUCAAUCUCAACCUACAUCUCUACAGACCAUCUCUUCUUUGUGUGAGCAGCCUCACUUUUUGGAUUCCAAUGGGAACCCUGUUACAACUUCUAGUGUUUCUCCCCUCCACAGUCUUUUGGGCUCAUUUUCUCAAGAAGAAACAUCUCACCUGCUUAAUUUUCCAAGAACCAACCCUCUUAUGCCGUCUGUUGCGUGGUUGCCCAAGCGAGUUGCAGUAGAACCUCUUCUCCCUUCUGGAGCAGCUCAAUGUGUUCUUCCCCAGGUUGAACAGAUUUGUCGACCACCGCAAACUAAUGGUUCUCAAAAUUCAGUCUCAUUGCCACCUUUUCCUGGUAGAGAAUGUGCAGUAGACCAAGAAAGCGGUACAGAUCCCCAAAGCCAUCUUCUGUUUGGAGUCAAUAUUGAUUCCUCUUCUCUUCUAAUGCAAAAUGGGAUGUCAAACCUUAGAGGUAUUGGUAGUGAAAGUGAUUCAACAACGGUGCCAUUUGCUGCUGCUAAUUUUAUGAGUGCCACAAACACUGAUUUUCCGCUUAGUUCGGCCAUGACAACUUCCAGUUGCUUAGAUGACUCGAGUUUUCUGCAGUCCCCGGAAAACGUGGGCCAAGUGAAUCCUCCGACUAGAACCUUUGUUAAGGUUCACAAAUCAGGGUCCUUCGGUAGGUCACUGGACAUCACCAGGUUCAGCAGCUACCAUGAGCUGCGAAGUGAGCUUGCUCGCAUGUUCGGCCUUGAAGGCCAGUUGGAAGACCCUCUGAGAUCAGGCUGGCAGCUUGUAUUUGUCGAUCGGGAGAAUGAUGUUCUUCUCCUCGGUGAUGACCCUUGGCAGGAAUUUGUGAACAAUGUAUGGUGUAUAAAGAUACUCUCGCCUCAGGAAGUGCAGUUGAUGGGCCAACAGGGUAGAGAGCUUCUGAACUCGGUUCCAAUCCAGAGGCUUUCCAGUAGCAGUUGUGAUGACUAUGUCAGCCGGCAGGACUCUAGAAACCUGAGCAGUGGGAUUACAUCCGUGGGGUCUAUUGAUUACUGAUGAACUCAGAAAAGAAAUCAGAAAGAGGUCUGCAAAUUUUAUCAGUUUUUGUCAUUGUCUUGUUCUCUGUACUAUUAGCUCUCUCUCAGCCUUCCCUAUGAGUGGGCAUGUUAGGAGUAAGUCCCCUUAAUGCUUAUAUAUGAACUACUUUCUGUAAUUAUUACAUUCAACCCAACUUUCCACGUAUAUCAUUAAAAUAUGUUCAACACAUAUUUGUUAGUAACUGAUGUUUAUGAAAUUUAGCUAUUAGCAUGGUUA